Molecule: messenger RNA, 2126 nt
Organism: Rhagoletis zephyria (snowberry fruit fly)
Lineage: Eukaryota; Metazoa; Arthropoda; Insecta; Diptera; Tephritidae
Source: RefSeq, a predicted model, not a curated record
UAAGGGCUCCUUAUAUUUUCGCGACCGCGUCUCUAUAGUGAACAUUCCAGACAGUUGCUAUGUAGCUUUGAUAUAAGAAAAUAUCUUUCUAUAGACUCAAUAAAUAAAUAUAAUAAUAAUCAUAUUUGGAUCCAGGAGAAAAUUUUACAUUGAAUAUGUUAAUUAAUUUUUUCAGAUUUUGAAGGAAUUGAAAUCGGUUAAAUGAAGAUAUUUGCAAUAACGACUACGUUAUUUUACCUGCAUUUUCUUCAGCUUCUAAGGUUGUUAGGGCCGAGUAUAGAGCUUUGAAGACCAGUACGUUUAGCUUUCGAAAACUUACAACUUACAGACUCUUCUCCAGGAGAAUUUCAAAUCUUACUUAUUAUUUCAUUGAAUCCAAUUUCUAACCUUAAAUACGCCCACAAUCAACAUAUUAUAUGCAAUUUUAUUUCGUUCUAAUGUUCCAACAGAUAUUAUGCAAGUAGAUCACACCGAUAUAUUAAACUUUAUUAAAAAUAAUGUUUUAAAAUGUCUCGAAAAUUAUCAAAUUGACAAGGAUAAAGUAUAUUGUUGUACGGUACAUACUGUCAACAACAUUGAAAAAUGCAACUACACAAUACAAAAUUUUAAUGAGGAUCAAAUAUAUGCAGUAAUGGCCGAGUUCGAGGCUAACAUAAGCGCCAGCAACUUAAUUCACUCAACUGUCAAUGAUGUUUUGGAAGGUCAAAAGCCGACAUUGAUUAAGUACAGGAAUAUAGUAGAGAAACUAUGGACAGCUUCUCCAGGCUAUCGAGAUUGUCUUCCCUUAGAUAAUGAGUCGGAUUGGCUAUCCACUUAUGAAAUGCUGAAGUCUCUGUUGGAAAUAAGAUGUUGCCUAGAAGAAGAAGUUGCUGACCAUUUGGAAAGCCAACUCGAUUGGGCCUUCAUAACUGACGUAACAAGCGCACUCGCUCCUCUCGUAAAUCUCAUUAACCAAUUAGACAAUGAGCAAUACGUUGUGGGUGACUUUUAUAGAGAUUGGUUAAAUUGUGAAAUAGAGUUGGAGGAAAUCUUAUCCAGAUCAAAAUUUGCACAGCUCUUUGUACAAACAAUGCAAACAAACAAGAAGAAGCUACUCAAAUCAAAUGCAUUUUUAACGGCUUUGUAUUUAGAUCCGCGUUUUAACUUUUGCACUUCUGUUAUGCUCACUGAGGAGCAAAAAAGCAAAGCUGAGGCAUUUUUAAAAACAGCAUACAAAGCAAUGAGUAGCUCGAGGAAAAGUCUUUCACAAACAACGAUGGACGGGCCAAGUGAAGCUAGUCUACAUGCGAUGAAAUGUGAAGAGGAACCUAAUACUUCGAAGAAAGCCUACGACAAAUUGGCUCAGCGUAUUAUGAAUUUGUCUGCCAAUAUAGGCGAAAGUGAAGAACCUCAGCGGAGUUUCAUGCAUAAAUUGAUCGGUUUGCUAUCCAACAAAACUAUGGCUCCCCUCGACACCGAUGUUCUACAAUACUGGAAGGCCAUGAGCUUUGAUGCUGAGGUUGCAGAAAUGUUGCAGUCAGCGCUCUCAGUACCAGUCACGCAAGUAACUGUUUGUAGAGCGACAAGCGCUCUGGUGAAUUCAAAGGAACAUGCCAUUAAUUAUAAUCUUUUGCUAACCAAAUAUAAUUUCCAUGAAAUAAACCAGCCAGAAGUUGAGCUAGAAGUGCCUAGGGAAGUGAUACAGGAAAUGUACUUUGAAAAAUAGUAGAUAGUUCUAAGUAUGUAUUUAUGUAUCUACAUAUCCCAUGCCGUCUUCAAAAGAGGCAGAGUUCUAAAAGUAGAUCCGAAAAUAUAACGGCUUGUGGAUGGUACCGAUUCAGCGGAAUUAAUACAAAAACAGGUAUAAAAGUAGUUUUCUAGUUUAAGAAUAUAAUCUUUAAGAAAAAUUACCAUUAAUUGGAGAUAAUUCCACGAAUAGACUUAUGCAAUAAAAUCGAUUGUUUUUCCAGUUUUGGGCCUUUUGGAGGUGGUGUGUGAUGUAAAAGUGUAGGAAAUACGAUUUUAUGAGUAAAUGCGUUUAAGUAUUUUCUUUCUUUUAAAUAGAAAACUCAUGUUAAUAACGAGCGAUUAGUGCGCAUUUAAUGUAUAAUAUCACUUAAAAAACAGACGUUUUGAAACCAUAGGUU